GGGCACGCCGGGAACAUGGAGAACUUCUCGGCGCUGUUCGGUGGGGCCGAGCCGCCGCCCGCCGCCGCCGCCGCUGCGCUGGGCUUCGGGCCGGCCAAAGCGCCUGGCGCCGGGGCCGCGCCGCCCCCCGCUGCCGCUGCGCCGCCGCCGGGCGAGGACGCGGCCCGCAAGGCCGCCGCCGGCCCCUUCUACCUGCUGCGGGAGCUGCCAGGCACGACGGAGCUGACGGGCAGCACGAACCUGAUCACGCACUACAACCUGGAGCACGCCUACAACAAGUUCUGCGGCAAGAAGGUGAAGGAGAAGCUCAGCAACUUCCUGCCCGACCUGCCCGGCAUGAUCGACCUGCCCGGCUCGCACGACAACAGCAGCCUCCGCUCCCUCAUCGAGAAGCCCCCGAUCUGCGGCAGCUCCUUUACCCCCCUCACCAGCACCAUGCUCACGGGGUUCCGCCUCCACGCCGGCCCGCUGCCCGAGCAGUGCCGGCUCAUGCACAUCCAGCCGCCCAAAAAGAAGAACAAGCACAAGCACAAGCAGAGCCGCACGCAGGAUCCCGUCCCCCCAGAAACCCCCUCAGACUCCGACCACAAGAAGAAGAAGAAGAAAAAAGAGGAGGACCCUGAGCGCAAGAGGAAGAAGAAAGAGAAGAAGAAAAAGAAGAACCGGCACAGCCCGGAGCACCCGGGCGUGGGCAGCUCCCAGGCCAGCGGAAGUCUGCGGUGAGGCCACGGAGCCCUGGCCGCCAGGAACGGCCCCAGCUGAGCUGGGAGGACUCAUCCCUCCCGCAGCGCUCGGGGCGGCCUGACCCCCCCCGGCAGAGAGGAGAGCCCCAGCUCGCGGGACCAGGGAACACGGACUCUGCUGGUGCCGGGGCUGCGGCCUCGGCCUUUUAUACCCAAAGAACCCAGGGCAUCGGGGCCUCUUUUUUAGUCACCUUUUAAUUAAAGUGUCUGCUCUGA
Messenger RNA from Neopsephotus bourkii (Bourke's parrot), 959 nucleotides. RefSeq names its product mediator complex subunit 19 (gene MED19). Bases 16 to 723 code for a protein of 235 amino acids. Gene Ontology annotation, cellular component: mediator complex. The record is from RefSeq and is a predicted model, not a curated record. Lineage: Eukaryota; Metazoa; Chordata; Aves; Psittaciformes; Psittacidae. Gene Ontology annotation, molecular function: transcription coregulator activity; transcription factor binding. The transcript is spliced from 5 exons. Gene Ontology annotation, biological process: positive regulation of transcription by RNA polymerase II.